AAAAUUAGAAACUUGGGUUAUACCUUAAAAAAUGGCUAUCGUUCCCUGAAUAUGGAUCUCCUCUGUAGGGGCUGGAUAGGAAUGCAUUUGAUUUUGACCCAUAAAAUUUCCGGGUCAAAUAUUUAGUCAGUCCAAAACUUGUGAUUAGCACCACAAUAUCUUUAUCUGAGAUUACACAGACACAGGAAAAAUCAAAGUUAAACUAACACAGUUAUGGGACUCUCAGCUUCCAAGCGAGUUAGUAACUCACUCAAAAACUCAUCCGAGUUCAACUCAGCAUGUGACUCAGUCUACAAUGAUUGUCUUUCCCUAUCACAACACGCUUUCCCUGGAGUCAAACCCUACCAACUCCUCUCCGCCACAGAACGCCUCCACGUGUCACUCUAUCCCACCGUCCCUCUCAUAACCAAUUGGGUCAGAUCGCCCCCGACCCGAUUACAAGUGGAUAAGGCCUUGAAAAUCGUGUCUAAGGAGAAGAAGGAAGGUGAGAUUGUGCUAGGGAAUAAUGAGUUUAAGGAGUUUGCGGUUGAGGUGUUUAAAGAUGCUGUCGUUUUAAGUGCGGGGAAAGAGUUAAUGAAGAGGGUUCCGCUGGGUGCUUUAGGGAUUGCUGGUGUUGGUGCGGUGGUGAAGCCUGGCAAAGAAUUGAUUGUUGCGGCGAUUGGUGCUUACGCGCUUGGUGUUGCCACUUCUGUAUACGUCAGUUUGGCUUGAUUUUUAGCUUAAUACAUAGUCCAUAUUUCAUUGAGACACUCAAUUUAAAUUAGGUUUAAAUUGAACACCUUAAUUCCCAAUAAAGUGUUUUAAUCAAA
This is a messenger RNA of Lycium barbarum (goji berry), 809 nucleotides long. RefSeq lists its product as uncharacterized. The transcript has a single exon. Bases 214 to 711 code for a protein of 165 amino acids. The record is from RefSeq and is a predicted model, not a curated record. Lineage: Eukaryota; Viridiplantae; Streptophyta; Magnoliopsida; Solanales; Solanaceae.